CAGAAAGAGCACACACGUAACGAUAUUUAAGAUAUUCCCGAAGAAACGUCAAUGGUAAAUUUAUAUUCCCAAUACUUUAAAAAACAGUUCUGUCAACGUUUAUGGAGUUGUCGCGAAUCAAGGCAGCAUGCAGUGACACCCGAGGGUGAUCUUCAUAUCCAGUGGACAUAAUCCAUUAACCAUUAUGAAGACCUUAAAGCUUCUCGUGAUACUGGAGACAAUAGGAUAGACGGUCAUUACUUCAAACACUCAUACGUAAGCAGUACACUUCAGAGAUGUUUGCAAAGUUGAAGAAGAAGCUGGCAGAGGAAGCAGCCGCUGCCCCUCGUGCCGGCCGCAUCCCUCGCUCCAUGAGCAAAGAAUCCAUCACUUCAGUGGGAGCAGAUUCAGGGGAUGACUUUGCAUCCGACGGCAGCAGCUCCAGAGAUGAUUUCUCAUCUCAGAUCCAGCGCAGGAACGAUCAUAUACGAAAGCUGGAGGCCAAACUCUCAGACUACGCUGAGCAGCUUCGGCUAAUGCAGAAGACCAAGGAGAAGCUUGAGAUUGCAUUAGAGAAGUAUCAGGAUUCAUCCAUGCGGAAACUUCAGGACCAGAAUGAAGCUUUCCAGGCUAACAGAGCCAAGAUGGCAGAGGGCAUGGCCUUAGCAUUAGAGAAGAAAGACCAGGAGUGGAUGGAAAAGACCGCUUUAUUGGAGCAGGACAAGGCUUCGUUGGCUGCUCGACUUGAAGAAAUGACCGAGCAGAGCAUAAGUCUGUUCCAAAAGAGAGAUGACCUGGAUGAGCUGGAGGUCUUUCAGCAGCAGGAACUGGCUAAAGUCAAACACAUGUUGCUGAGAAGAGAAGAACAGCUGAGUCAGAGAGAGAAAGAGCUGAAAUUGAGAGGAGAGGAGCUGAACACAGCCACACUGAGACUGAGUCAAACCCAAGACAAACUCUACGAGCUGGGAGAAGAACACGAGGAGACCUGUCAGCUCAACUCUCAGCUGCGAGCGCAACGGGUUGAGUUGCUGAGCGAGAAAGAAGAGGCAAAGAAGAUGAUUGUAGAUCUGGAGAAGAGGGAGAAAGAGUUACAGCAGCUGAUCCAGCAGGUCUCAGACGAUUUCCAGAAGGCACAAAGUGAUGUAAAAUCACUGGAGAAGUCAAUGGAGCAUCUCCAAUCUGAACAUCAUAAACUGAAGCUACAACAUGAGCAGCACAAGAACAAGGCCGCAGUGAUGGAGGAGGAGCGAGAGCGUGUUUUGGCUGAUCUGCAGGAGAAGGCUUCUUCUUUAGAUAGGAGACUGGAAGCUAACUUUUCUCAGGAUGAACACCUACAGGAACUGCUUAAAGAGAAGUCAUCAUUAGAGCAGAGGUUAGAAGAGACCAGAGGAGAACUUCUGCAGGAGAGAACCAAUCACAGAACAGCAGUCAGCUCACUGGAGGCUCAGAUCUCUCGGCUGAACGCUAACAUCACAGAUCUCCAGACUCUGCUGAAGCACAUAGAUGACUCGUCCAAGGCUUACAGAGAGAGAACAGACGCACAGAUAUCAGAUCUGGAGCAAAGGCUGGUUAACGCCUCUAAGACGAUAAACAGUUGGGAACAGAAGCUUGCAGACAGUGAAUCACACACAGGAAAACUGCAGGCGGAUUGGGCAGAAGAGAGAGAGAGACUCCAGCAGCAUGUCUCCACACAGCGACAGAGAGGUCUGGAGAAAACAGCCAAGCUAGAUGAAGAACUUCUUGCACUGCAAAGGAGGAGAGAAGAAGAGAUCAGCACUUAUCUGGACAGUGUUCGGUUACUAGAGGAAGAGAAGGUGUCGCUAGUGAAGAGCAAAGCUGAGGUUGACAGCACUGUGGAGAGACUGACUGCAGAACUGGAAGAGUCCAGAGCAGAGGUGAGCAGCAGACAGACAGUGAGUGUUGAAAUUGCCAAAGCUCUGGAGGAAGCACGAAAACAGAGGGAGGAGCUACAGCAACAGGUCAGUAAUAUGACAGAGUCCCUCGAGAAGGCGGAGCAGGAAGUGAGUCAGCUCUCUAAAACAUUAGGGGUAAAGGAAGAGGAGCUAAGCGCCCUUAAGGAAGAAUUGCAGGCGGCCCGUAGCAGUUUGUCCUCUCUGCAGGCUGAGUGUGAGUCUCGUCGUCUGGAGGCUGAAGAGAAAGAGCGAGACCUCAACUCUCAGCUGACAUCACUACAGCAGGAAGUCCUUGCGAAAACACAACAGCUCACAUCUUACCAAUCACGGGUGUCUGAUCUGGAGGAUGAAGUGUCGAGAUUAACAGCAGAGUUGCAUGCAGACGAGUGUGACGGUGAACAGAACGGGACGGUUACUGCGAAUGAUCUCGAUGAGCUACAGAAGGUCAACAAAGACCUGGAGCAACAGCUUGCUGAGAAGAACAAGACAAUAAAACAGCUGCAGCAGAGACUUGUAGAACUGAAGAGGACUUUACAGAAAGAGCUGAAACUAAGACCAGACGCUGAUGCAGAGACUAAAGAGGGGAGGCAGGACAGAUCUGCAGUCUCGGACACGUCUGUUCCUGCUCCAGCCCCUGGGCCCGCUCAGACCCCAGGCCCGCCGCCCAUCUCCUCCAACACCACAGUCACCAACAGUUCAGACCUCAAUGACACACGGGAGAUCAACUUUGAGUAUCUCAAACACGUGGUGCUGAAGUUCAUGUCGUCCAGAGAAGCUGAGGCCUUCCAGCUCAUCAGAGCCAUUUCUGUUCUCCUGCAUUUCACAAAGGAGGAAGAAGACAUGCUGAAACAAACACUGGAGUAUAAGAUGUCCUGGUUUGGUUCCAAGCCCACACCCAAAGGCAUCAUACGACCUUCCGUCUCAGGAACCUCAAGCUGGAGCUGAGACCGACAGACAGAGAAACAGGGAACCAGUGGAUCGCUAUGAAGGGAACAAAUGCUGACAGGACGGUUUCAAUCUCUGCCUCGACAGUUUCAAUGUAGCUCAGAAAUUCCCUUUACAAAAACAUUUAGCAGGAACUGAAAUCAAAACACUCUAUGGAUCAUUUUUGUGAAUGUGAAGCUUGAUCCUUUUAAAUGAUGGUUAAAGGAUGUUUUAGGAUCAUCUGUGUCACUCAUGUACCGAGUGGACAAAAGAAUCUGAAAAAAACGUUUGUGUGGCGGAUGACCCGAUCUGCUUUCAAACAACUACCACUGUUAUUUUCAACGUUUUCAGCCGGAGGUCUUAACACAAAUUAUUUUUCACUUUUUCGAUCUGACUUCAUAGUUGGAUAAAUCAUAUUUGCUGCUUCAUUCCAUUGGUGCACAUAACCAGACACGAUAAUUCUGCCCCUUUCUGUCCAGUGCUUGAUUUCCGAGAGAUGUUAUGAGAUCCACUUGAAUGAUUUGGAAGCAUCUUCAAUCUGCCUUGUUUGUGUAAAUUAAAACGACGUGCAUUCCAAAGUAUUUAUAUAUGAAUACUUGUAUAUAAGCGAUAAGAUUAUAAAUCAGUGGCGAUAUGUUAUUUUACUUUUGUCUGUUGUUUUUUUCCAUGUUCUGUUCAUCAUGCAUUGGACUUUAAAACUGUUCACGAGUUUACGAGUGACGUGUGUGAGAGAGAUUCACUGUGGACUUGAAACUGUAAUAUUGAGGCAUAGACUGAAUAAACAAGUUUGCAUGCCUUACGUCGAAUGCUUUGAUUGUACUUUAGUGGUUUUAAGUGUAUAUUACAUCUUUUCAGUACACUUGAAGCCUUACUAUCAAUUGCAUUUCGGAAUGUCUUUUUACCUGUGAAGACUGAAGUGUGGUUAUCAGUCAAUGCCAGGGUUUUGCUGACAGAACAAUCUUAAUUUUGUGUGUUUUAACACUUGAAGAGCGAUGGGGUCAAGCGGUUUGAAUGACUGCAGCUUGUAGUGGAAAAAAUCUUGAAUAUCUCACAUGUCUUGGGAUGCGUUUCAUGUAUUCAGAAAAACAAACCCAAAGAAAUUGUUUGCUUGCUGUAAAUCAACUCAUUCCCAACUUCUCCCUGUGCACCUCAUAAAACGAUACUGGUUCAGGAACUUUGCUGUGCUUUAUCUUCCCUUGGAACUUUACCCAAUCCAACUGGUAAUUUGUACCAUUUGAUUUGAAUUUCUAUUCUGUUGUUUGCAACUGACAAUAUGCACUUUUGUACAAUCCAAUUCAUGUUUAUGAUACUGUGACCUUCACAGCGGUAUCUCUCACCUCUGGUUUCAGUUUAAAACCACUACAUCCUUACUUUCAUUUGACUCCAUGGUAUGUCAAAAAACAUCAAAACUUGAUUAAAAAAAAUCUUUCUCA
Triplophysa rosa is the source of this 4249-nucleotide messenger RNA. RefSeq names its product golgin A1 (gene golga1). Gene Ontology annotation, cellular component: Golgi apparatus. The record is from RefSeq and is a predicted model, not a curated record. NCBI's taxonomy places the organism in Eukaryota, Metazoa, Chordata, Actinopteri, Cypriniformes, Nemacheilidae. Bases 276 to 2837 code for a protein of 853 amino acids. The transcript has 23 exons.